Molecule: messenger RNA, 2666 nt
Organism: Columba livia (rock pigeon)
Lineage: Eukaryota; Metazoa; Chordata; Aves; Columbiformes; Columbidae
Gene: BRD7
Product: bromodomain containing 7
Exons: 17
Coding region: 567-2216 (549 amino acids)
Biological process (GO): regulation of transcription by RNA polymerase II
Cellular component (GO): nucleus
Source: RefSeq, a predicted model, not a curated record
GGCGGCGCGGCCCGGCCCGCCCGCCGGUUUGAAAGUUGGGGGAGAAGCGGAGGCCGUGGGGGGAACGGUCAGGGCUCGGCCCGGCGGCUGCGUGGGGAGGCGCGGAAUCAGCGCGGGAGAAACUGUUUUGCUGUGAGGUGCCAGAGCCUGGACAGGCUGCCCAGAGCGGGUGCGGAGGCUCCUGGAGACGUUAAACCCACCCGGGAUCCGGUGUGAUCCGCUCUGGUGACCCCGCGUCAGGGGAUCUCCAGUGAUCCCUCCAGCCUCAUCCAGGCUGGGAUUCUGUGGGAAGAUGAGCUGGGGAAUAUGUGGAAAAGCCGCUGAAGCUGGUGCUGAAAGUCGGGGGAAGUGAAGUUGCUGAGCUCUCCACUGGAAACGCGGGACUCGAUUCAAGCCUGUACGAAGACAAAUCCGAACAUGAAAAACACAAGGACAGAAAAAGGAAAAAGAGGAAGAAAGGAGAAAAACAAGUUCCAGGGGAGGAAAAGGAGAAAAGAAAGAGAAGAGUUAAGGAGGACAAAAGGAAACGAGAUCGAGACCAUGCAGACAGCGAGGGAGAAGAGGAAAUGAAGUGUCAGACCCCCAUCAGAUUGGAAUUGCCACCGGAGAAACCAUUGACGAGUACCUUAGCGAAACAGGAAGAGGUGGAGCAGACACCACUUCAGGAAGCUCUGAAUCAACUCAUGAGGCAGCUGCAGAGAAAAGAUCCAAGUUCUUUCUUUUCAUUUCCUGUGACUGACUUUAUUGCCCCUGGCUACUCCAUGAUCAUUAAAAACCCGAUGGAUUUUAGUACCAUGAAAGAGAAGAUCAAGAACAAUGGGUACCAGUCCAUAGAAGAACUGAAGGAUAACUUCAAACUGAUGUGUACUAAUGCAAUGAUUUAUAACAAACCAGACACCAUUUACUACAAAGCCGCAAAAAAACUGCUGCACUCAGGGAUGAAGAUACUCAGCCAGGAGAGAAUUCAGAGCCUGAAACAAAGUAUAGAAUUCAUGGCUGACCUGCAGAAGACGAGGAAGCAGAAGGACAAGGCGGAACUGCAGCAAACUGGGGACGAUGACAAUGGUCCUGGGAGAGACAAAGGAGAACCUGUGGAUGGUGACACCAAAGCGUCCAGGACACCUUGCAAAGACCAGAAAAAGAAGGACAAAGAUCUACUUGAAGACAAAUUACGAAACAAUAGCUUGGAAAGGGAACAAGAGCAAAUUGACCGUAUUGUUAGAGAAUCUGGAGGAAAAUUAACAAGACGACUUGCAAAUAGCCAGUGUGAGUUUGAAAGAAGAAAGCCAGAUGGUACAACAACUCUAGGCCUUUUGAAUCCAGUCGACCUCACUGCGGGAGAACCAGGUUACUGCCCUGUAAAGCUGGGUAUGACUGCAGGAAGACUUCAGUCGGGAGUUAAUACCUUACAAGGGUUCAAGGAAGAUAAAAGAAACAAAGUUACUCCAGUGACAUACUUGAAUUACGGACCCUAUAGUUCCUAUGCUCCGACGUAUGAUUCUACAUUUGCCAACAUAAGCAAAGAAGAUUCUGAUUUAAUCUACUCCACGUAUGGGGAAGACUCUAAUCCAGGAUCUUUCAGUAUUCAUGACUUUCUGAUGAAAUCGCAAGAUUACCCUUUCUUAAUGGCUGACAGUUUGCUUGACGUUCUGACCAAAGGAGGACAUUCUAGAGCUCUCAGAGAACUAGAAACGCCACUGGAGGAGGCUGAAGGCCCACAUGAAAGAAGCGAGGCAAUCAAAGAUGUAAAGAUGAUGGAAAUGGAUCUUGCUGCCAGGUUGGACUCUGCGAACAACGACAGGCUCACGGCGCUGAAAGCAGUCACGAACUUCGGCAUGCCCGUAGAGGAGUUCGAUUCGGAGGAGGCCGAAAUCUUCCAGAGGAAACUUGAUGAAACAACAAAGCUGCUGAGAGAACUCCAGGAUGCUCAGAAUGAACGACUCAGUACAAAACCGCCCCCUAAUAUGAUUUGUCUCCUGGGUCCGUCUUACAGAGAGAUGCACUUGGCGGAGAGGGUCACCAACAACCUGAAAGAACUCGCGCAACAAGUGACUCCAGGUGAUAUCGUCAGCACGUACGGAAUCCGGAAAGCCAUGGGGAUUUCGGUUCCUCUGCCCGAUGCAGAAGACAGCUGGGUAGAUCUCACAGAGGAGCUUCAAGAACCGAAGAAGCCCGUCGCCAUCCCCGACCCAGAGUGCGGCCCCGUCACCGUCUGAAGCGUCAGCUCCUUCUGCAGCCGUUUGUUUGAUGAACUUCCUUCAGGUGCAUUCACCAGACUGUGUAUAUUAUGUGUUAAAACUACUUUUGUUUAUUAAAUUUUGGAACUGAUGACAUUUGAAAUUGAAUUGUUUGUAUGAAGAGUUACUUCUGUUACAUAAAUGCACUAAAUUAUUCUUUUUGCAUUCCUUAUUAUUUUAAAGCAGCUCUGCAGCAUUUAAGCUUCCUGGAUUGUUAAGUGUCUGGAAAAGUCCAAGUGUAAGUGAAAAUGUGCCUAUAUAUGGUGCUGGGACUCAACCAAACGUUUCUAGAAGCAAUGUAUAGACUCUGUACCCGAAUUUGGUUGGGGCAAAAAUCAUUAGUAUCUGGACACGCAAGUUUUUCCCUUUUUAAAAUUCCUGUGAAACUCUUACAAUCAUGAGGAAGAGAAAUAAACUUUUUAAAUAAAA